AAGAUAAACCUUCUCUCUCUCUCUAUACCUCCGUCUCUUUCUCUCUCUCCUGAAUCAAGCGAAGGCGUUGGCGGCCAUGGAUUUGGAUCUGUGGAUUUCGAAGGUGAAGGAAGGGCAGCAUCUAAUGGAGGACGAGCUCCAAAUCCUCUGCGAAUACGUGAAGGAUAUUUUAAUUGAAGAGUCAAAUGUCCAGCCGGUCAAUAGCCCUGUAACUGUUUGUGGUGAUAUCCAUGGUCAGUUUCAUGACCUAAUGAAACUUUUCCAGACUGGAGGUCAUGUUCCUGAGACUAAUUACAUAUUUAUGGGUGAUUUCGUUGAUCGGGGAUACAAUAGCUUGGAAGUUUUUACUAUCUUAUUGCUCCUUAAAGCAAGAUACCCUGCAAAUAUAACUUUAUUGCGAGGCAAUCAUGAAAGCAGGCAAUUAACACAGGUUUAUGGUUUUUAUGAUGAGUGCCAACGGAAGUAUGGAAAUGCUAAUGCCUGGCGGUAUUGCACUGAUGUAUUUGAUUACCUAACUCUGUCAGCAAUUAUUGACGGAACAGUUCUUUGUGUUCAUGGUGGCCUUUCUCCUGAUAUAAGAACAAUUGAUCAGAUUAGAGUUAUUGAUCGGAAUUGUGAAAUUCCUCAUGAGGGCCCCUUUUGUGAUCUCAUGUGGAGUGACCCUGAAGAGAUAGAGACGUGGGCUGUUAGUCCACGCGGUGCAGGCUGGCUAUUUGGAUCAAGGGUGACAUCGGAGUUCAAUCACAUAAACAAUCUAGACCUUGUUUGCCGGGCGCACCAGCUUGUCCAAGAAGGUCUCAAGUAUAUGUUCCAAGACAAAGGCCUUGUGACUGUGUGGUCUGCUCCAAAUUACUGUUACCGUUGUGGGAAUGUUGCUUCUAUUUUGAGUUUCAAUGAGAAAAUGGAGAGGGAGGUAAAGUUUUUCACGGAGACUGAGGAGAACAAUCAAAUGAGGGGACCCAGAACAGGCGUCCCAUAUUUUUUGUGAAGAAAGAAGUAUCCCACAUUGAAUUCUUAGGUUUAUGAUCAACAGUGAUUGAAUUUUCUGGCUUUGCCUGUAAAGUUAUACUACACGCACAAUAUCUAAGACUUCUUGCAGCAAAGGAAGAGCAGUUGACAGAAGGCCUAUGGAAAUGCCGACUCUAUUGCAUGCUGAUUUUUGAAUUCUGUUGUAUAAUAUGUUUCCUGGUCUUAGUUAAUAUUGUAUCUAUUUUUACUGUUAACCUCAAUUGACUUGUCUGUAGCAAUUUUCAGCUCCAAUGAUUAUUUCAGGGUCGGUUCGAGACUAUUGAGUCCUCACCUGGAAAACUUGUUAAAUCUAUAAUGUUUACACUGGGAUUUUGAUUCUCGCUGCUAAUGUUGUAUUAUUUGGUGGUGUAAAACGUGUAUGC
Asparagus officinalis (garden asparagus) is the source of this 1391-nucleotide messenger RNA. RefSeq names its product phytochrome-associated serine/threonine-protein phosphatase-like. Lineage: Eukaryota; Viridiplantae; Streptophyta; Magnoliopsida; Asparagales; Asparagaceae. The transcript is spliced from 10 exons. Gene Ontology annotation, biological process: peptidyl-serine dephosphorylation. Bases 77 to 988 code for a protein of 303 amino acids. Gene Ontology annotation, molecular function: protein serine/threonine phosphatase activity. The record is from RefSeq and is a predicted model, not a curated record. Gene Ontology annotation, cellular component: cytoplasm.